AUGACAAUGGUGGGGAAUUUUGUAGCUGGUCUGACAAAACAUGAAGAACCCACCCUAUGCUGGCAUAAACUUGCUACCCCCGGAGGCGCAGUUGUGGAUACCAAAACAGUUCCGUUAAAGAAGAUCUGGAGGGUCCCUGUCGACCUGAUGCUGCUUGAGAUGAACCAGGAGGGGAUCCUACUACUGCGCCUCAAGGAGAAAGGGAAGGAUCGUGCUAGAAGUGCUGUCUAUUCGCCCACUGAUGCCAAAACUGUUUGGCGGCAAGAUCAUAGGCACAGCAACCCGAGAUAUGGUGUUCCGGGCGAGCUCACUCCGAUCCUAAUAGGGAGGAGAGUACUGCAUUGCGCGAGACGCGGCUCAAACCGUGAGACUUUUGAUCUUGUUGGGAUCGACUUCCGAGCCAGCAAACCUACUGUUAUUUACGAAUCAUCCGCCGUUGGGCCGAGGAACUGGGCCCAUAAUAGGUACUGCAGAAAACUCUUACGUAUAAGUGAACAGCAUGAGCUUGUGAUGCUAAGUGAUAAUGAGAGGUGGGUUGGAACGGGGACGAUUUCGAUUCUGAACGGUGAAAACGGCCAACUCCUCUUCCAGUUUGAUGGCGGGCCAACCCAUUUCUCUGAUCGAAACAUACUGGUCCAUCGGGCUUUUAACCAGUUUUCAAUCAAAUCAGUGCCAGCACGCGUCCGGCUAGGUGAUGCUGUACAGCCCUGGGAAGACCAUGCCAAGGCAGUGAGGGACUUUAUCAUUAUUCAGACGUUUUCGUUCACCUUUUCUGGGUCUGAUAGCAGUCGCGUCAAUAUACUCAGGUUAGGCACAGAUGUGAUUCUCAGCCCAUGCAAAGAUUACGCGACUGGCAUUCAGCCUUUUACGAAAGCCGCUGUCGCGCUACAGUCCGACGGGAACACUCUUCUGAGCCAGCGGAUUCUGAGCUACCCACUUGUCGAAACAAAGGACCGCCAUCUCAUUCAGAUGGCAGAAGCAGUGCUGAAAUCAUCCUCUCUUCCGGAUUCAACACCUCCCGAUUUGCGUCACUGUUUCAUUUUCCAGCAACCCGGGGCCAAGAUUAGUCUGAGGCCAUCAUUAAGGCAACCAGGACUACUAGGCACUCCGCCAGAUAUUCUCCUGCGCUCUGUCGGCGGUUUUGUUGAUAGUGGGCGCCUUUUUUUGGAAGCAUCUGAGGCCCAAGUUCUGCUGGAGUUUUAG
Messenger RNA from Aspergillus terreus NIH2624, 1203 nucleotides. RefSeq lists its product as uncharacterized. The record is from RefSeq and is a predicted model, not a curated record. The transcript is spliced from 2 exons. Bases 1 to 1203 code for a protein of 400 amino acids. NCBI's taxonomy places the organism in Eukaryota, Fungi, Ascomycota, Eurotiomycetes, Eurotiales, Aspergillaceae.